Molecule: messenger RNA, 2988 nt
Organism: Scedosporium apiospermum
Lineage: Eukaryota; Fungi; Ascomycota; Sordariomycetes; Microascales; Microascaceae
Exons: 6
Coding region: 1-2988 (995 amino acids)
Biological process (GO): glycogen biosynthetic process
Cellular component (GO): cytoplasm
Molecular function (GO): alpha-1,4-glucan glucosyltransferase (UDP-glucose donor) activity
Source: RefSeq, a predicted model, not a curated record
AUGUAUGCAGAGGAGAUAACAGACUGCGGAAACAGCUCCCGCACUGUCCAAGACCAUGUCCUUUUCGAGUUCUGUUCUGAACUUGGUCGCCAAGUCGGUGGUAUCUAUACCGUCCUUAAAUCAAAGGCACCUUAUACUAAGAAAGAGUACGGGGACCGUUACACUUUAGUUGGACCUCUAGUCCCCCAGUCGGCUUCCAUCGAAGUUGAGGAGCUGAAGCCGCCAACUCCAGAGUUAUCGGCUGCAAUCGAAGCUAUGGAGAAGCGGGGAAUCACAACACUCUAUGGCAGAUGGCUGAUUGAAGGGUCACCACGUAUACUGCUUCUGGAUACCGGGGAUGUCCACGAGUACCUGGAUCAGUGGAAGGAAGACUUUGCCCGCGUAGCCGACAUCUCGUCGCCGUUCCCCGAAGACGACGAACUGAUUAAUGAAUCCAUCUUAUUUGGGUACUUAACUUCUUGGUUUAUUGAAGACUUCGCGAGAUACGAAACUCAAAGAGUAAUUAUCACCCAUUUCCACGAGUGGCCAGGCGGUCUUGCAUUGCCUUUGAUCAAGGAGCGCCGAGUCGACGUCACAACCAUCUUCACAGCGCAUGCUACUGUGCUAGGGAGGCAACUCUCCCGCAAGGGCAUUGACUGGUAUGACACGUUUGAGACCCUCGACAUCGAAGAGGCAGCGAGGAAAAUUGAGCAUUACCACUGGCACUGUCUUGAAAAGGCAGCAGCCCAGUCUUGUCACCUCUUCACAACUGUUUCCCAGAUCACCUCCCAGGAGAGUGAAUUUUUUCUCCAACGAAAGCCCGAUGCUGUCCUGCCCAAUGGCUUGAACAUUGGCCAGAUGACGUCGGCCAAUGAGGCCGAGACUCUGCGCCGCACCUCAUCGAAGCGCAAACUCCAAGACUUUGUGCGGUGCCACUUUUACGGACAUCUUGAUUUCGAUCUAGAAGAGACCCGUUUCUUCUUCCUCGCUGGGCGGUACGAGUUCAGAAACAAAGGUGCUGAUAUCUAUAUCGACGCCCUCGCGGGUCUCAACCAGCGACUACAGGCAGAAGGAAGUUCUACGACAAUAGUUGCCUUUAUCAUCAUGCCAGCCGAGACAACAUCUAUCCUAACCGAAACCCUCAAGGGCAAAGCCGUUGUCAAAUCUCUUCGGGAUUACCUAGCAGAAAUCAACAGAAGCAUUAGCGAUAAGCUCUUUGAGAAAUCGCUGCAGUGGAAAGAAGGGGACACGAUCCCUACUCAACUAGAACUCAUUACUGAACAGGACAACCUUGAGCUGCAGCGGCAUCUGCUGCAGAUGCAACGGGUCGAUCUCCCGCAAAUCUGCACGCAUAACCUCGCCGACAGCGAUAGUGACCCGAUUUUGGAUCGCUUAAAGAAAGUUGGUCUACGGAAUGGGCCAGAAGAUCGGGUCAAGGUUGUCUUUUAUCCUAGCUUUCUGAAUUCCUCUGAUCCAGUAUUGCCCAUGAACUACUACGAGUUCAUCCGUGGAACCGACCUCGGCGUGUUCCCCUCAGUUUAUGAGCCAUGGGGAUACACUGCCGCUGAAUGUGUUGCCAUGGGCAUCCCGAGCGUUACGUCGAACGUGUCUGGGUUCGGAUUGUACGUGAAGGAGUUACUGGGGGAACACACGUCUGACUAUGGUGUCUACAUUGUUGACCGCCGCUCUCAAGACUAUAAGAACUCGGUCAUGAAAAUGACAGAUUUCAUGCACACAUACUGUGAGAUGACCUGCAGAGAGCGGACUAGUCAACGACACCUCACAGAAGACUUAGGUGAGAUCCUGGAUUGGGAGCACCUCAAUGUCGAGUACAUAAAGGCCCGGCGAGCGGCCCUACAAUUGGGAUACCCGGAGCAGAUUCCCGCUGAAGAAGAGGCUAGUAGCGACGAGGAUGAGCUGUGGAGCCCGGCCUUGAAUUUCGGGAGUGUUAAUCUCAGUCCCUCCCUCUGGAGCUUCGCCAAGAGGUAUACUCCCAAGUCUUCUUCUCCACGCGGCUCUCCCGCGGCAAAAGGGCAAUCGACCGAUUGGAUCGCGUCAGGAUCAAGCCCGCUCCAAACGCUCGCUUUAGCUAUUCUCGAAACGUGUCGCCGUGCACACGAGGAGAUUGGAGAUAGUUGGAUCAGCCAGAUUCUUUUUAGCUUUGAAGACCCUGAGACCAUGCUCCACACACUGACAGCCUUGCCUCCUAAAACCCUCUCCAAGAUCCGCCACUUACGCAUUGUGGGAGAUACGCUCAUGCUGUCGUAUGAUGAGGAUGACGUUUAUUAUCGUCUUUCUUCUACCUUGAAGCUCCUCCCCGGCCUUCGCCUUGACGUUCUCACGGUCCUAGGCCUCCGAGUACAUACAGUUAGUUACGAAACUCUGGACGGUCUCAUAAGCAACAGCUGUGGCUGGAAGGAACUCCGGUAUAUCUGUCAUAGCUCGGAAACACUGGGUUUUGCUCGGUAUGAGCAUCAGUCCUUUUCGCUGGAGGACCAGAUGUGUAGAUACUGGCGUAAGCCUCAACCAGCGCACUGGCAACGUGUUUUGGACGAUAGGGAUGGCGCUCUAUCGAGACCUUUAGUUGUCAUCUAUCGUUCGACCAUCCCUGACAGUCCCGGUUCCGUCACUAAUCCAACAACACGGGUACGAUUCGAGCAGAAAACAUCCGAAGACACGCAAGCGCCGGAAACCUUCGGCAUAGAAAUAGAUAAGGAGCUAAUGGCGGAUGGAGAGAGGGGAAAGGAGAUCAUGGUCCUUGCCAAGAGGGGGUUCGGUGUGGAUUAUGAAGAAAAGAAAAAUUCGCCCUUCUUACCCAGUGACAUUUGCCGGGAUAUGCCAGGAAAGAGUUGGAAGGAAAUCCAUUACGAGUGCUACGAACGCUUUCGCGAGAUGUAUGAUGAUUCGAUAUCGGGUUCUGACGAAGACGACGGCGUCCCUGUAAAGAUGGAUUCGUAUGAGAAUGUGGACGACUACGUGUGGCCUCCCUUGCACUUCAUAGAGGAGUGA